Rasamsonia emersonii CBS 393.64 is the source of this 654-nucleotide messenger RNA. Its product is annotated as DNA-directed RNA polymerase. The record is from RefSeq and is a predicted model, not a curated record. Lineage: Eukaryota; Fungi; Ascomycota; Eurotiomycetes; Eurotiales; Trichocomaceae. Gene Ontology annotation, molecular function: translation initiation factor binding; single-stranded DNA binding; single-stranded RNA binding. The coding region runs from base 1 to 654 and encodes 217 amino acids. Gene Ontology annotation, biological process: positive regulation of nuclear-transcribed mRNA poly(A) tail shortening; DNA-templated transcription; transcription initiation at RNA polymerase II promoter. The transcript has 2 exons. Gene Ontology annotation, cellular component: RNA polymerase II, core complex; P-body.
AUGUUUUUCCUCAAAGAAGAAACCAAGGUCGUCGUCCUGCACCCGUCUUACUUCGGCCCGAAUGUCAAAGAAUACCUCGUCAACCGGCUGAACGAAGAGGAAGAAGGAAGAUGUACGGGCGAUCACUUCGUCAUUUGCGUCAUGGAUAUGGUAGAUAUAGGCGAAGGAAGAGUGAUUCCUGGCAGCGGAGCUGCUGAGUACACCAUCAAAUAUCGCGCGAUCAUCUGGAAGCCUUUCCGGGGAGAAACGGUGGAUGCUAUUGUGACCUCUGUCAAACCUACAGGUAUUUUCACGCUCGCUGGCCCGUUGUCUGUCUUCAUUGCGCGGAAAAACAUUCCUUCGGAUAUCAAAUGGGAACCUGGCGCCAAUCCUCCACAAUACACCGAUCACGCGGAUCAAGUAAUCGAGAAGGGAACCAGCCUUCGACUGAAGAUUCUGGGUGUGAAACCAGAUGUAUCCAACAUCAAUGCUAUUGGGACCAUCAAAGAAGAUUAUCUAGGGUACGGGCCCAUUCCCUGGCCGACAAGAUCCUGUCCCUGUGAUGAAACUAACAAUUUGCAGAACACUUUAAGGGAUCAAUCUGGUCGAGCAGUAAUGGCUCAAUUGUCCAAUAUGUCUCUCCACAGAUCGCGGAGAGUAUUUUUCACAUCAUAG